AUGAUCGAGAAGGGGGUUAUAGAGAACAUGGACAUCGCACAUAAGAUCUUGGAAACUCUCUUCGUGAGGGGCCAUGUGGAGGAGACGAUUGACCACGUCAAUCUGAUGGUAGAAAAUGGAUGUAUGCCUGAUCUAGAUAGUUGCUGGUCAGCCUUUGUCAAAACGAUAGUCAUGGAGGCACAGAAGCUGGGUGAUUUUGCGUUGGACAGGGACUUUGAUGUUGGCUUCUCGAACUAUGAUAGAGUUCUUGAGGCCUUGUACACUGAGGAAAAGACAUUGCCCGCAUACUCCAUGCUUUGCAAGAUCAAGAACAAAGGUGGUGGUGUGGACCAGAAAGGUUGUGAUGCUUUGCUUGAGAGCUUAAAAUCUGAAGGGUACUCAAAGCAAGCAGAUAUUUCUCUAGGAUGUUGA
This is a messenger RNA of Phragmites australis (common reed), 411 nucleotides long. RefSeq names its product large ribosomal subunit protein mL102 (rPPR5)-like. The coding region runs from base 1 to 411 and encodes 136 amino acids. The record is from RefSeq and is a predicted model, not a curated record. The transcript has a single exon. Lineage: Eukaryota; Viridiplantae; Streptophyta; Magnoliopsida; Poales; Poaceae.